UAGAUUUGUUCACUUCUCCGGAAGAAACCACUGAAAUCUGUGCUCAGGGGAGCAGCGCAUAUUUACCCAAAAGGAAGCUGUGAGAAUAAGAUGCAACUCUUCCUUUCUGUUCUCCUUUCAUAGGGUAUGGGUUAGGGGUGCUGUUCGCCCUGGGGCCACAGAGUGAAGAAGCAGCCCUCAGCUGUGCCUCAGGGUGGCUGGAGCAGAGCAGAAACGCGUGCUGACGGCUGCUGAGAUAAGAGAGCAGGGAAGUCUCUUUGAAGAACUCCUUGUUGGGAUGCCUCACAUCAGCACAGCUGCAGCCCUGCAGAUCUGUGCGCUGCUGGCUGCGCUUCCUGCACAGUAUUACAUAUCCCAGUGGUAUGGAGCAGACCCUGCUCAGAGCAUCCGAAUGACAAAAAGGUUAAUUGCCUGUGGGAGCAGCUUUACGAAAUCUUACUUGAGCCUGGACCUGUGGGCAGAUCGUUUGAAGCUGUGGCUAUCAGAGGCGAGGCAGGGUGAAGGAAGUAAGACUGAAAGAGCAAAGCUGGGGAACAUCAUAGAAGAGGAGAGAAGGAAUUGGUACUAUGGAGAAAAGAAAAUUAAAAGUGCCAACAAUGAAGCAGAAAACCAUUCUUAUUUUGCAGCAUCAUCUCAUGUUCACAGUCCAAAGCCUGAAUCUAUCCAGUUCAGUGUGGGACAGGUGAUAGUUCACAAAAGAUUUGGUUAUUCGGGAGUCAUUGUUGGAUGGGAUGUGAGAGCUAAAGCUCCAGAAGAAUGGCUACAACACAAAUAUCCUCCAGAAAAACAGGAUGUAAAAGAUACUCCUCACUAUCGAAUUCUAAUUAACAAUGCAAGUGGAUUCGGCAAAUCUACCGCUUACAUUCCUGAGGAAGAGAUAACAAUUAUUGUGGGAUUAGAGGUACACCACCCUGAUGUUAAAGUCUAUUUCUGUGGAUAUGACGGAUCAAAGUAUAUUUUGCAGCCGUGGCUGAGAGACAUCUAUCCUCAUGACUGAAGCAUUCAAGUAUCUGUACAUAUAAUGUACAUCUGGACAACAUAUUUCCUUUAUAAACUUGAGCAAAUAGACACCAAGAUAAAAACUAAUGCAUGGUUGGGUUCUUCUUUUCGUAUGAUGGAAUAAAGCAUUCCUAAGGGUGUUUUAUGUUGAAGGAUUC
Molecule: messenger RNA, 1157 nt
Organism: Phasianus colchicus (ring-necked pheasant)
Lineage: Eukaryota; Metazoa; Chordata; Aves; Galliformes; Phasianidae
Product: F-box only protein 21-like
Molecular function (GO): DNA binding
Source: RefSeq, a predicted model, not a curated record